Molecule: messenger RNA, 3057 nt
Organism: Lagopus muta (rock ptarmigan)
Lineage: Eukaryota; Metazoa; Chordata; Aves; Galliformes; Phasianidae
Exons: 3
Coding region: 1846-2901 (351 amino acids)
Source: RefSeq, a predicted model, not a curated record
UAUGGGUCUCUAUGGGUCUCUAUGGGUCCCUAUAAGUAUCUAUGGGUCUCUAUGGGUCCCUAUGGGUCCCUAUGGGUCCCUAUGGGUCUCUAUGGGUCUCUAUGGGUCUCUAUGGGUCCCUAUGGGUCCAUAUGGGUCUCUAUGGGUCUCUAUGGGUCCCUAUGGGUCCCUAUGGGUCUCUAUGGCUCUCUAUGGGUCUCUAUGGGUCUCUAUGGGUCUCUAUGGGUCCCUAUGGGUCUCUAUGGGUCUCUAUGGGUCCCUAUGGGUCCCUAUGGGUCUCUAUGGGGUCUGUAUGAGGCUCUAUGGGUCCCCAUGGGUCUCUAUGGGUCCCUAUGGGGCUCUAUGGGGUCUCUACAGGUCCCUAUGGGUCUCUAUGGGGUCUCUAUGGAUCUCUAUGGGGUCUCCAAGGGUCCCUAUGGGUCGCUAUAGGACUCUAUGGGUCCCUAUGGGUCCCUAUGGGUCUCUAUGGGGCUCUAUGGGUCUCAAUGGGUCUCCAUGGGGUCUCUAAGGGUCCCUAUGAGGCUCUACAGGUCCCUAUGUGUCGCUAUGGGUCUCCAUGGGGUCUCUAUGCGUCUCUAUGGGUCCCUAUGGGUCUCUAUGGGGUCUCUAAGGGUCCCUAUGGGGCUCUAUAGGUCUCUAUGGGUCUCUAUGGGUCCCCAUGUAGCUCUCUAUGGGUCGCUAUGGGUCUCUCUCUAUGGGUCCCUAUGGGUCUCUAUGGGUCUCUACGGGUCUCUAUGGGUCCCUAUAAGGCACUAUGGGUCUCUAUGGGGUCUCUAUGUGCCACCACUGCCAGCGAGGCCGUCAUCUCCGGCCCUACAAGUUGGGGGGCAGGGCGUUAUGGGGGCUCUAUGGGGCUCUAUGGGUGCCUAUGGGGCUCUAUGGGGCUCUAAGGGUCUCUGGGUUUCUAUCGGUCCCUAUGAGGCUCUAUGGGGUCCCAUGGGUCGCUAUGGGUCUCUAUGGGGUCCCAUGGGUCUCUAUGGGUCUCUAUGGGGUACAUAUGGGUCUCUAUGGGUCCUUAUGGGUCGCUAUGGAUCUCUAUAGGGUUUCUAUGCGUCUCUAUGGGUCCCUAUGAGUCUCUAUGGGUCUCUAUGGGGUCUCUAUGUGCCACCACUGCCAGCGGGGCCCCCACCCCCGGCCCUACAAGUUGGGGGGCAGGGCGUUAUGGGGUCUCUAUGGGGCUCUAUGGGGUCUCUAUAGGUCUCUAUGAGUACCUAUGAGGCUCUGUGGGGACCAAUGGGUCACUAUGGGUCUCUAUGGGGUCUCUAUGGGUUCCUAUGGGUCUCUAAGGGUCCCUAUUGGUCUCUAUGGGUCUCCAUGGGGUCUCUAGGGGUCCCUAUGGGUCUCUAUGGGUCCCUAUGGUUAUCAAUGGGUCCCUAUAGGGCUCUAUGGCUCCCUAUGGGUCUCUAUGGGUCUCUAUGGGUCCCUAUGGGUCUCUAUGGGUCUCUAUGGGUUCUAUGGGUCUCUAUGGCUCCCUAUGGGUCUCUAUGGGGUCCGUAUGGGGCUCUAUUGGGUCACUAUGGGUCUCUAUGGGUCUCUGUGGGUCUCUAUGGGUUGCUAUUGGUGUCUAUGGGGUCCCUAUGGAUCUCUACGGGUCCCUAUGGGUCCCUAAGGGGUCUCUAUGGGUGUCUAUGGGUCCCUAUGGAGUCUCUAUGGGUCGCUAUUGGUGUCUAUGGGGUCCCUAUGGGUCCGUAUGGGUCGCUAUGGGUCCCUAUGGGGCUCCGUAUGGCUCCCUAUGGGUCUCUAUGGGGUCCGUAUGGGGCUCUAUAGGGUUUCUAUGGGUCUCUAUGGGUCCCUAUGAGGCUCUACAGGGUUUCUAUGGGUCUCUAUGGGUCCCUAUGAGGCUCUAUGGGUUUCUAUGGGUCCCUAUGGGGCUCCCUAUGGCUCCCUAUGGCUCUCUAUGGGUCCCUAUGGGUCUCUAUGGGUGUCUAUGGGUCUCUAUGGGGUCUCUAUGGGUCUCUAUGGGGUCUCUACAGGUCCCUAUGGGUCUCUAUGGGGUCCCUAUGGGGCUCUACAGCUCUCUAUGGGUCUCUAUGGGUCUCUAUGGGUCUCUAUGGGUCUCUAUGGGUCCCUAUGAGGCUCUAUGGGUUUCUAUGGGUCCCUAUGGGGCUCCCUAUGGCUCUCUAUGGGUCCCUAUGGGUCUCUAUGGGUGUCUAUGGGUCUCUAUGGGGUCUCUAUGGGUCUCUAUGUGUCCCUAUGAAUCUCUAUGGGUCCCUUUGGUCCCUAUGCGUCUCUAUGGGUGUCUAUGGGUCCCUAUGGGGUCUCUAUGGGUCGCUAUUGGUGUCUAUGGGUCCCUAUGGGUCGCUAUGGGUUUCUAUGGCUCUCUAUGGGUCCCUAUGGGUCUCUAUGGGUCCCCAUGGGGCUCCCUAUGGCUCCCUAUGGGUCUCUAUGGGGUCCGUAUGGGGCUCUAUUGGGUCACUAUGGGUCUCUAUGGGUCUCUAUGGCUCUCUAUGGGUCGCUAUUGGUGUCUAUGGGUCCCUAUGGGGCUCCCUAUGGCUCCCUAUGGCUCUCUAUGGGUCCCUAUGGGUCUCUAUGGGUCCCUAUGGGUCUCUAUGGGGUCCGUAUGGGGCUCUAUUUGGUCACUAUGGGUCUCUAUGGAUCUGUGCGGGUCCCUAUGGGUCCCUAAGGGGUCUCUAUGGGUGUCUAUGGGUCCCUAUGGGGUCUCUAUGGGUCGCUAUUGGUGUCUAUGGGGUCCCUAUGGGUCCCUAUGGGUCCCUAUGGGUCUCUAUGGCUCUCUAUGGGUCCCUAUGGGGCUCUAUGGGGUCCCUAUGGGGCUCUACGGGUCUCCAUGGAGUCUCUGUGAGUCGCUAUGGGUCCCUAUGGGUCUCUAUGGGACCCUAUGGGGCUCUAUGGGUCUCUAUGGGUCCCUAUGGGUCUCUAUGGGUCUCUAUGGGGUCCGUAUGAGGCUCUAUGGGUCCCCAUGGGUCUCUAUGGGUCCUUAUGGGGCUCUAUGGGUCCCUAUGGGUCUCUAUGGGUCCCUAUGGGGCUCUAUGGGUCCCUACCAGUUUCUAUGGGUCUCUAUGGGGUCUCUAUGUGCCACCAGCGCCAGCGGGGCCCCCA